AUGAAUCCCGUCAAAAAAGUCAAUCACAAAAUGGAGCAUGAUGGCAUUAUCAUCGAAUACUCCCACCAUGAAGCCAAACAGUCAAGUAUCGCUCCACGAGAAGACAAAAAUGAGAAAAUGGUGUCCCCUGCGAAAUUAGCCGCAAAAGAAAUCUCACCCACAAUAUCAGAAGUACAAAGAUCAUUUGCAAAAUCUGAAGCCGAACCCAGAUCCGGCGAUGCAUCACUAUCCGCUUCUUCCAGUAUUUCAAAUCUUGUACAAGCUUCUUAUACAGAAAGACAUCUAGAAACAGAGGAUACAACCGAAAAUGCUUUAUACUCAACUUCUAUUGCGGUUCAAGAACGCCAAGGGCCACCGUAUGGUGCUGGAAACAUGGUUUUAGGUCCCACCAAUUCGAUUUAUUUCGACAACUUGCCCGCAGAGAUUCAAUAUAUGAUAAUUAAAGAAUGUAUCCCGGAACGCAAUCAUUUCCGUCUAGUCUCUGUUAGCCUGGAUCCCAAUAAUCAAAUACUACUUAAUGAGGACCUUGACAUAAAACAUACAUCGAUUUUGUUUGUCUCAAGGGCAUUUCGUAGAAUUUAUCUAAAGCAUCUGCCAAUCGUGCUACCAUCUCUCAACAAGAACAUUCCAGUAUGUAUUCACCAAGAUACGACUCUCAUUCUCAAGAUGGAAGAGCCAGAUCAUAGUAACAUUAGGAUAUGCUACAAAGGGCGAAUUCCAGCGUCUUUCAGUGAGAUUCGGCACCUUGCUGUUCCCCUACACUUGCUUUCCUUCUUUAACAUUACAGCUGAUGUGCGUAGUCGCGGUGAAAGAAUCCAAGAGCUUGCAGUAGCUCACAACAUUAGUUUCUUGAGCAGACUGAUCUUUGCCUGUUCCAACUUGCGUUCUUUAACCGCUGUUCAGCAUAAUACAGCAGAGAAAUGGCAUCUCAAAGGACUGAAUUAUCCGGGCAGUCUAGUCGUUCCAAAGGUAUUCUCCUCUUUACUCAGAUGGAACCUCGAAUCUCUUGCCAAUUUCCUCAACUUGCAACGAGCGAUGACCGGUUAUCGGAGUAAAAAGCUAGCAUGCCGUGUUAUGGUUUUUACCUUGGGCAGCAGUGUCAACAAGGUUUUGAGCAUUCCUCAGGUUGAAAAUGAUACUCUUGUAUAUUUUCGGGUUAACAAGGAAAAUGCCACCAGAAUUGCCCACCUCGACAUAGAAUCCUUCAUCGACAAAUACUGUUACUCAUCACCUCAAUUGGCUGAACUUCCGGAAAAUCUCCUUAGUGAGAGGGGUCGAACUGCAAUUCGAGCCGUUCUUCGCAGAUUAGUUACUCGGUGGAUGGAGAAAUACUUCAAUUCCAACACGAAUAUCGAGGAUGCCAAACACGGCAGAGAGAUUCUAGAGCUCAUGGAAGAUGCAUUUGAGCAGCACAAGAGAUCCAAUCCAGGUGAGGUGAAUCUAUCAAGGCAUUGA
Messenger RNA from Botrytis fragariae, 1455 nucleotides. RefSeq lists its product as uncharacterized. NCBI's taxonomy places the organism in Eukaryota, Fungi, Ascomycota, Leotiomycetes, Helotiales, Sclerotiniaceae. The record is from RefSeq and is a predicted model, not a curated record. The coding region runs from base 1 to 1455 and encodes 484 amino acids. The transcript is spliced from 2 exons.